Messenger RNA from Nilaparvata lugens (brown planthopper), 5948 nucleotides. RefSeq lists its product as uncharacterized. Lineage: Eukaryota; Metazoa; Arthropoda; Insecta; Hemiptera; Delphacidae. The transcript has 3 exons. The record is from RefSeq and is a predicted model, not a curated record. Bases 202 to 2490 code for a protein of 762 amino acids.
UUAGUUUAGAGUUCACUGUGACAGAAAGAAUUAAACACUCAGGACCUGUCACGCUUGUUGUGCAUUCGGCAAUUCGGAUGCAAGUCACAAAAAAUACAAUUUCUUACUAACUAUAACAUGAUAGUAUUUCAAAUUAGUUGGUAGUAAAAUGUGAUGCUGUUUAAAUUCAUCCUUGAAACAAAGAUAUAAUAUUUCUCAAUCAUGGAUAGUUGCUUCACAUCUUUCUUUUUUCGGAUACAUAAAUUUGCCAGGAAGAACAAACUGAGUAUUGAAAAACGUAACUCCUUGCAAGACGAUGAGCUUAUUGCAAUAGAUGCCAUGGACUUCUUGGAUAUUUCCAUACCACCUGACCAGGACUGGAGAACUAGAGCCAGAAAAUAUCAACAAAACCAGUACAACUCUCUGGGUGACAGGUAUUGGGACAUAGUCCCCGAUCAUCUACUCGAUAGGAAAAUAGGAUUCGCUCUCUAUGGUAUACCCACAGAAAUUAAAGACUCUGAUUUAAAUUAUUCUGAAGAAAAAACAAAUCAUAUCAAUAAAUUGAAGAAUCAUAUUAUUUCUUUGAAGGAAGAUAAUAGUUCUGAGGAAACACACUUAGCAUGCAUUUUUAUAUAUGUGCAUAGCAAGGAAGGUGACAACGUUGCAGUUGUGUUUCGACUGUUGAAUAAUGUCAACGAGAAUUUGGAUGAUUUUUUGUUCGUAGAUGCUAAUUGUCGUACAUAUAAGUGUUGGAAUGAUUUUUUGAAUAAUAAUGAGUUACCAAGAUGUGUGAUGUGCUAUCCGUUGAACGGAUUCUACUCGGCUAGUAAUGGUUUUGUGGAUGUUGGCUUCUGUAAAUCUCCAGCAAGCGAGAUGAGUAGAAACAUACUGACUGGUUUAGAUAUUACCAGUUCGAUGCUGGGCCUGGGUGCAACAGGGGUUAGUUUGGCUUCUCUGGCAAUUCCAAUUGCAGCACCUUUUGUCUGGGGCGCAACAGCUACUAUUAUAGCCUCUGGUGCUUAUGAUUUGGGGAGAGGUGUCAACAGGCUGGUGGAUAUUGGUGUGCAUAAAGAGAGUUUGAGUCUGAAGAAUCCGAAAUCGAGGAAAGUGUGGUUGGAUGUUAUCACUUCUACAGUUGGCAUCGCUUCGGUCGGUGUCACUAAAGGACUGUCAGUGAUCAGAGCUGGUCAGGCAGUUACCCAGAGUGAAGCUGUAGCUAUGAGAAUCAUCAACUUCUCUUCACUGGCGUUCAGUGGCAUAAGCGGUGUCAAUACUCUUAUCACAGUUAUUGUAAAAGUCCUGGAUGGAACUCUAGAAAUGUCCGAUAUUUUGCAGUUUUCAAGUGCCUGCUACUUUUUCCUCAAUGCCUUGCUAUCAAUAGACCUAGCUAAUCGAAUGAUUGAGGAGAUUGCUUCCUCUGACGAUCUCACAAACCUCUUUUUCUCCACUAAUAACACCGAUUUCAGUGUUGUCAAAUCUAUCACACAAUUUUUCGACACAAACACCUACGAAAUUCUACGUAGACUAGUUCUGGGAUCCAUAAUCAAUUUUAUGCCCAACAUGAAUUUAUCCGACUUGGAAACAAUUGCUAAACGUAUCAGUGGCCUUAUAGAUGCUCAUUCAUCUGGAAUGAAAUGGAACAAAUUUGCUAUUGAAAUGAUAUCUAUUUCAGAGUUCAUAUGGAAAAGUUUUGGGAAAGAGAUUUUGCAUGCGAUUGAUAAGUUGCGUGAAUUGUUCCAUGCAGAAGAUUGGAAAUCUGUUUUUACAUCGGCAUCGCAGAAACAUUUUCUGGACUCAAAUCUUGAUGUAGCCAGGCAGCUGUGUUUGGCUGCUCAAAAAGCAAUCAAACAUUGUACUGGCAAGGAUGCAGAUGACGCAGCUAUGAGGAAAAUUCUAAUGCUGGCUAGUGAUUUCAAUUCUAAAUAUCCAGCGGAUUGUUCAAUCGAAUUUCUAAACAUGACAAAAUUUGUUUGCGACUCUUUAGCUGAAGAAUUUGAUGAAAUAAUGAGUAAAUAUUUGUAUUCUCUAGAUGAAGCACAUGCGAAUUCAACUGAUUUCGAUCACGAAAAUUUCAACAAGAAGUAUGGAAUCGAAGAAAAAACCGAAGUAAGAAGCGUUUUUAUUAGCAUUGCAAUCAAACGUUUGGCGACCGAAGAACGGAUGAAAAAAAUGAUGGACGAUUACACUGAAAUGUCAAAGUUGUGUGAUCACCCAAAAAAUGGAAUUCCCAGCAUGGAAACUAGCAUGAGUUAUCAUUAUAUGUAUAGUGAACCACAUGGACAAUACAAAUUCUCAGACAGUCAUUACUGGCAAAAGUUGAAUGAGAUUACUGGAUUGAAUCUUACCACUGAAAACGCAAGUAUGUUGAAAGAGAAGGGUAUCAUUAUGAUACGUCCCAAGAAUGAGGAUAACAGUAUUAAAGCAAUAAUAUUUUAUAGCACCAAAGUAGAUGAUUGUAUGAUGGGAAUACUCACCGUUAUCAAAAAUAACUCUCCAAUUAUUGCAGAAUGAGGCUGCAUGAUUAUUUAUUGUGUAAGGAACUUGAGAAGUUUUCUUGCUCCAUUUUUGCAUGAGGUAUAUUUUAAGGAGUUUUUCUGUAGUAGGCUAUUCCAUAUUCUAAUCUAGAACAUCAAUUUCAAAGCACAAUUACCUAUAGUAGUUUUUAUCUAUUUCAUCAUGCACCAAUUUAUAUCUGUGUACCUGAGAGGUCAAGGAUGUUUACUCCAUUUCAUUGAUUUUUCAGAAGAGCAAAAAAAACCCUAAAAAAAUGUAAGAAGAAUAAACACACUAGCUAGAAACUUUAAACUUGGCCCAACAUAGGAACAGCUUAUUUCAGAAAGGGACCUGAGUCACUUUUAGUGAUUUUUCAGGAACUCCAAAAAACUGUCUGGAUAGAACAAUCAGAAUUUUUUCGACCUGAUGAUUUUUUUUAUGCCAACUACAUCUGUACAAGUCUGUUAGUACCCAUAAUAUCCUAUUUUAUGAGAUAGUUUAAGUAUAAAAAUUAUUUUUGUCCCUGUAUUUCAUGGACUUAGGUACCUUUCUGCAAUAAAAUUAUCAACUCUCACUAUAAGAAAUUCAAUUACAUUUUAUUAUUCAUGACACAAAUACAGCGAUAUAAGAGCAGAUAACUUCACAUUUUUUGAUAUUCUAUUGAUUCUGCUCUGAAAAAUGUAUUAUUUUUUGAUAAAAAGGCUCAUCAUGUUCAUGAGGGGCAUACUUCAAAGCUUUCUUGAAGUCUUCAAUUUUUUCUUUUUUCAAAGGUAUCAUUUCUGAAUUAGUGCUUGAGGAAGUUGUAUUGUAUUCGGAUCAACUUUAGAGACAUUGAAAUUACAAUAGUAAUAAGCAGAAUCAUUGUCAGCAUUAUCAGUAUGGAUGAAUUCUGAAGUUUUAAUAUUACCCUUUUUGUCAGAAGAAUAUUCAAAGUAAUGAUACUUUGAUGUAGCUAGAUUCUCGCUUUCUCCAUGAGAGAGUUACACUUUCAGUUGAAGCGACUCUUUUCUUGAAUACAUUAGGCCACCAAUUAUCAAAAUUAUAUUGAUAUUUUCAGUGUCUAUAAGUUUCAUUGUAUUUUGGGAUUUCCUGUUCACAGAUAGAAUUAAUUCACACAGCUGAUUAUUGUUAAAGUUAAUAGGACCCGAAUUAAGGUAUGUUUCUUAUUUUGCCCGGGGCAAUUGUCAGAGAAUAAAUGAAGUUCAGUAACUGAAUGUGGGACAUUUUCUUCAAUGUAAUCCACAAGAAAAGAAGCAACAUCAUUUGCUCCUUUUUUUUUUUGCUUGACCUUCGUGAUAUAGGUAAAACUGAGCAUUAUCUGUUUUCAAAUUAUAAAUACAAAAAUUGUUCACUGUCAAUUGUCGGAGGUAAUACAUCUCUUGUACUGGAACUUUUGGUAAGUCUAUAUUCUGCAUAAAGUCAAAAACCAAACCUAAAGUAUUAUUAUUUUGUUUUGAUAAUUUUUUAGAAUUCGCCAUUGAUGGAUAAAAUCGUUUGGCUCGACGUUUGUGCAACAUAAAUUCUGCUGCACAAACCUUCUUUGCAUUUUCAUUAAGUCUAGGGUCUCUUAUACGUUCCAUUUUUUCUCCACAAGUGUUACAUGUAUCACUAGAUGGCCGACCAAAUCUGAAAUUAAAAUUUUCCUUAAAGUACGUGUACGUGUAAUAGAAAUUAUACUUAAUAUUACUUUCAGAAUGCAUUUCACAAAAUAGUUCAUGCAUUUUUCGAAUUGACAAACUUUCACUCAGGUACAAAACAUCUUUAUAAUGUCCUUCUUUCGUUGGAAAGGAAGAUAUAUGCUUGUGCACCUUGUCUGUUUCACUUGCUUGUAUUUUAUUACCACUCGUAUUUUUCCCUCGCAAAUCGACUGGCGUUUUUCCAGCUAAAAGAAGUUUUCUGAUGCGACGGAUGCGCUUGUCACUUACAUCAUAGAGUCUAAAAAAUGCUUUCCUACACACCAAUACUUUUAUUCCUUGCAGAAGAACAUGAUACUUGAAUGUAUUAUCCUUUAAUUUAGCAUCUUGUUGACGAGCUCGAUGUUUUUUAACGUCUGUUAACUCAAUCAUUCUUUGUAAGUGAAGGUCUUGUUCAUUCUUUGUAUUCAUGCUGUACAGUAGACUAAAAAUAUUUGACUUGACAACAUCAUCAAAUUUGAUGUAGCGCUGUAGCGGACAAGAUGCAGGUUUACCAACUUGCUACUUUAGUGCAUAAAAGUACUUCAGUCACUGACUUGGGUCCCUUUCUGCAAUAAACAUAGUAUGUGUCAUAUGAUUUCUCUGUGAUAUAGACAUUGAAUCGGGUUCUUUUCUGCACUAAACUAUGUGUCUACCUCCAUAGUAACUGAAUCCAGCAUAAACUGAAAAUAGAUAAAAAUUGACUCAGGUCCCUUUCUGAAAUAAGCUGUUAUAGCUUUCUUUCAUGAUAUUUUUAUCAUUCAAGAAUAUUUACUUCUUGAAACCAGAAUGGUUUGGCAUGUGGAGGAAUUACUAUUAUUAACUCUGCUAUUCUCUUUCUUCUGCAUUCAAGGAAUGAAGUUAACUCCUUCCUAAAUCCACAAAAACAACAGUUAGUUUAUUUUAGAAAAAUAUAACAUAAAAAAAUAUUACAGUUUUUGUAAUUUGUCAGUACUAAAAAUUAUUUCCUUCUUACCAAAUUGUCAGGAAUGUUUUUCCCUGUAUCUUUAAUGUAAACAAUAUUAAAGAGUGUAUAAUGAAGUAAGUUGUUGUCAAGGUUAUGGUAGGAAUUGUGUGAAUCGUAGUUGAAUCAAAGCGGAAAUAGUCAAUUCAAAAAAAUGCAUUCAAGUAAUGUAUCAUUCUUCUUUGUAUGAUGAAAUUGAAUCAUGAACAAAUCUUCUGUUUCAUCCGUGAAAUCUGGCAUUUCUUGAUAAGCCAAUGAUCUAUAGAAAGAGUGUGCUUCACUUGGCAAAAACUGUAGUGCUGUCUCCAAAUCCUCGAGUUUUUUACUACUGAUUUGCAAUUGUGUGUCAUUUGUUGGGUUCAAAGUCUCUGGCAUUGUUUUAUUGCUCCUUCGACUAUUUCGACAAAGAAGAACUUUUUUGAUGUCCACAUCAUCAAAAGAAGUUUUAUAGAAUAAAUAAAUAAAUAAAUAAAUCUUUAUUCUAUGACAAGUACAUUACAGAAUAACAAUAAUCAAAUAUUGAAUUCAACAAAAAUGCUUAGUGUACAGUCAAAGAAUACAAUACUGUUUGCUAAAGAGUGAACUUUGUCUGCAAACAGGAGCAUAUCUCACAAUUGAAAAUAAAAUAGGGAAUUCGCUUAGCGUACACACAUGAGAUAUUAUAAACUGAAAAUAAUGGGAAUAAAAUAAUAAUGACAAUGAACAUGAAUGAUACCAAAUAGUAAAUAUAAUAAAUAAUUAAAACCACACACACACACACACACAAACACACUCAUACAACAUGGAGCUGAUUUUGUUAAAUCAUAGCUUACACCUUCCAAUGGUGUAUCAAAAAAAAA